CAAAGAUGAUUCUCAUGGCGGCUCUUAUCUUCUUUAUUCUGUGAGCCCACCACUCAACAUUACCAUAUAAAUAGGAUGAAGCAGCUUCGCCAAUAGCGCACCCACAAGAUAAUCUGAUAGCCCUUUUCUUUUCUUGAUUUAUAUUAUCUGGGUUUUGUAUUUAUGGAUUCAAGAAAGUUUAUCCUGGUUGCACUUUCACUUGUGCUGGUGUUGAAGGUGUCUGAGAGUUUUGAUUACCGGGACGAGGAUCUCACUUCAGAGGAAAAUCUCUGGAAAUUAUACGAGCGAUGGAGAAGCCACUACACAGUUUCUCGCAGUCUGGCUGAUAAAAGGCAGCGUUUCAAUGUGUUCAAAGAAAACUUGAAGCAUGUUCAUAUGGUGAACCAGGAGGAUAGGCCUUAUAAACUGAGAUUGAAUAAGUUUGCUGAUAUGACUAACCAUGAGUUCAUGCGACACUAUGGAAGCGCUAAGGUUAGCCAUUACAGGUCACUCCAUGGAUCUCAGCAGCAAACUGGUUUCAGCCAUGAGAACAGUGAACUCCCACCAUCAGUUGAUUGGAGGAAGAAAGGAGCCGUCGCUGAAGUCAAGGACCAGGGCCAUUGUGGUAGCUGUUGGGCAUUUUCAAGUGUAGCUGCAGUGGAGGGUAUUAACAAAAUAAGAACAGGAGAACUAUUAUCUCUAUCUGAGCAGGAGCUAGUUGAUUGCAACACUGUUAACAAUGGCUGUGACGGAGGAUAUAUGGAAGAGGCAUUCAAGUUUAUCAAGAAAAAUGGUGGCUUAACAACAGAGGAGAACUAUCCUUACACUGGUAGAGAUGGAUCCUGUGACUCAUACAAGAUGAAUGCUCCGAUGAUAACCAUUGAUGGGUAUGAAACAGUACCUCCAAAUGAUGAACAUGCAUUGACAAAAGCUGUUGCUAAUCAACCUGUAGCAAUUGCAAUGGAUGCUGGUGGCAGGGAUCUUCAGUUCUAUGCCGAGGGAGUAUUCAGUGGACGCUGUGGAACAGAGCUAAACCAUGGAGUGGCACUUGUGGGAUAUGGAGCAACACAUGAUGGGACAAAAUACUGGAUAGUGAAGAAUUCAUGGGGAACUGAAUGGGGAGAAAAUGGAUACAUCAGAAUGGAACGAGGAAUCGGAGCAAAAGAGGGAAUGUGUGGUAUAACUUUGGAGGCCUCAUACCCUGUGAAGAAUGGUUCAGACAACAAUCAGAAUGCAGCAGCCUCUUGUCGUAGGGAUGAACUCUAG
Messenger RNA from Manihot esculenta (cassava), 1245 nucleotides. RefSeq names its product vignain. Gene Ontology annotation, molecular function: cysteine-type endopeptidase activity. The transcript is spliced from 4 exons. The record is from RefSeq and is a predicted model, not a curated record. Gene Ontology annotation, cellular component: lysosome. Lineage: Eukaryota; Viridiplantae; Streptophyta; Magnoliopsida; Malpighiales; Euphorbiaceae. Bases 163 to 1245 code for a protein of 360 amino acids.